AGCUGCUGCACAGGCAGCACUAGCUCUACCAGGCGGCCGUGUUGUCAGUGUUAUUGGAAGUGUGCGUGAGGGUGUGUGUAGUUGUGCGGUCCUGUUCAAACGUCACAGGGAUGGCGUCUCUUUUGAACUGUUUUGUGUCCCUUUUGCUUCUAUUUGACCUGACGGCAGUGACAUUUUGCGCAGAAGACAGAGAGCUAUUAGUUGUCACUGUGGCUACCAAUGAGACAGACGGAUAUCGCAGGUUCAUCAGAUCAACAAAAGUUUAUGGCUUAGAAGUCAUGGUAUUAGGCAUGGGUGUCACUUGGGAAGGUGGUGACAUGAAUUUAGCUGGGGGUGGCCAUAAGAUCAAUCUUCUAAAGAAAGCACUGGAGAAAUAUAAGGAUGAUGACAAAAAGCUCAUAUUAUUCACCGACAGCUAUGAUGUCAUCUUUACUAAUGGCAAGGAUGCAAUCCUUGAAAAAUUUGAUCGUCUUGAAGCUCGAGUUGUGUUUGGUGCUGAGGACUUUUGUUGGCCUAAUAUCAAUCUUGCUACUCAGUAUCCAAGAGUCUCCUUUGGGUACAAAUAUUUGAAUUCAGGAGGGUUUAUUGGAUAUGCUCCUGAAGUUUACAAGGUUGUAUCAGCAGCAGAGGUAGACAACAGUGAUGAUGACCAAUUGUAUUAUACAAAAGUGUUCUUGGACAAAACUUCAAGGGAUGGUUUAAAGAUUAAGCUAGAUACACAGGCCAGAAUAUUUCAGAACCUCAAUGGGCAGUUUUCUGAUGUGUCCCUCAAGUUUGAUGAAGAUGAUACUCACUUAAUCAAUACAGUGUAUCAGACCACUCCUGUUGUGAUUCAUGGAAAUGGCCCUUCCAAGAUCUUGCUGAAUUCUGUUGGAAAUUAUAUUGCAAAGUCCUGGAUUCAUGAGAAAGGAUGCUUGGCAUGCAAGGAGCAAACAUUUGACUUGGAUCAUUUACCAGAAGAGGAGUACCCACGCAUACUUGUUGCUGUAUUUGUAGUCAAGCCAAUGCCAUUUUUAGAGGAAAUGUUGGAUAAAGUGGUAAAACUGAAUUACCCCAAAAAGAGGAUUGAUCUUUUAGUCUAUAAUCAGGUAGCUCUACAUGAAAAACUUGUCAACUCAUGGGCUGAAAAACUUCAGAAAAAGAAACAGUACGGCACUGUGAAACUAUUACCAUUUGGUGGCAAAAUGAAGGAAUGGCAUGCUCGGAAUUUAGCUACAGAGCAAUGCUUAGCCCGUGACUGUGAUGCUUUGCUGAACAUUGAUGGUGAAGUUCACCUUGAUAAUCCAGAUACACUGAAAUUACUGAUAUCUCAUAACAGACCUGUCCUUGGUGCCAUGGUGAUAAGACAAGGUCAGGCAUGGUCUACAUUUUGGGGAGCUAUCAAUGCUGAAGGAUUUUAUGCCAGGUCAAUGGAUUACAUGGAUAUCGUAAACAAUAAUAGAAGAGGAAUAUGGAAUGUGCCUUACAUAUCGGGCGUCUACUUAAUCCAGAAGUCUGUGCUGGACAACCCAGAGACUCGUCCCAGCUACAUCAACAAACUCUUCGACGCAGACAUGGCUGUGGCAGCCAACAUGAGGGAAAAGGGAGUGUUUAUGUAUGUAAGUAACCUGGAGGACUACGGUCACCUUGUUGACCCGGAUUAUUUCACGACAAAGUACCUGUAUAAUGACAUGUGGCAGAUGAAAGCCAACAAGUACGAUUGGGAACAACGCUAUAUAUCGCCAAUGUAUUGGUCAGCGCUCGACACUAAAAAUUUGAAUGAAAUGCCAUGCCCUGAUGUGUACUGGUUUCCAAUUUUCACCCCAAGAUUCUGCCAAGAGUUGGUUGAAUUAGCCAAUGACAAUGGUGGUUGGUCCGAUGGUACUAACGAUGAUCCAAGACUUGCAGGGGGUUAUGAGAAUGUCCCAACAAUAGAUAUCCACAUGAAUCAAAUGGAAUUUGAACAAGAAUGGCUUUGGAUCCUUCGUCAUUAUGUGAAACCGUUAGCUGAAAAAGUUUACCUUGGAUAUGAUAGUGCUGCUCGAGCAAUAAUGAACUUUAUCGUGCGUUACAAACCUACUGAGCAACCAUUCCUUAGACCACAUCAUGAUUCUUCAACUUACACUAUCAAUGUGGGUCUGAAUAACCCUCACAUUGACUAUGAGGGUGGUGGUGCUCACUUCAUCAGAUACAACUGUUCAGUUGUAAAUACCCGUGUGGGAUGGGCAUUGAUGCAUCCUGGUAGACUGACUCAUUACCAUGAAGGGCUUCCAACAACAAAAGGGACAAGAUACAUAAUGGUCUCAUUCAUUGAUCCUUAAAAUCUUAAGUUACUAAUGCUCUUUUUCAAUUUCAAGUUAGUAAAAGUGCUUGAAAGGAUGUUUUCAAGUUGAUAAUGGUGCUCACAAAUUGCAAACUUCUUAUUUUUACUUAUGCACACAUGCCUGCUUAAGUGAGUUCACAGUACAGAAUAGCUCCUAAUGCCAGCAAAGCAAUAAUUAAAAUGGGGGUAUCUUUACUGGUCUUACCCAUAAAAUGUUUUGUUCAUCAGUGCAAUUUAACUUUGAUGUCUACCCUCUUGUCCUCAGGUCACUUGUUUUACCCUUUUUUAAUAAUCAGAUCACUGGCAUGUGUCUUUUUAUUGUUUAGGAUUGUGAGGAGUGUUUAAUAUAAUCAAAAUUAGGUGAGAUUGGGUUUUCAUUUCUUUUUAAAGUGUGUGUUAAUGCCUGUGAAUAUAGGUUUAUCAGAUAUGUAUUGUACUCAUUAUUUAUAAACCAGUUUUGUUGAGCAUUGUCAUGUGUAUUCAUAUGUUUGUAUGAGUUUUAUACAUUGAAAGUAUGAUAUUAGGUUUUUAUAGUUUUUAUGAAUUAUUUAUAGGAUUAUAAUUUCUAGUAUUGAGUUUUAUACAGUUUUGAAAAAAUUGCAGAUAUUAAGCUAUGACAAUUUUUGAGUUAUUUAUAGAAUUUUAAAGUGCCAUUAUGGUAAUUGAUGGGCUCCGGUACGCCUGCAUAUGAAUCCACUUGGAUAUUCUUGGGAUGUUAUUUCUUUGGCACCUGUAAUCCUGAACUUGGGAGACCCCAUGUCCAUGAGAUUGUAACUGUGGUUAAUGAGGCAUGUGUCCCAUCCCCUGUUAAUUUCCAUUGUGGAAAAACCUGCUCUGCAUACAGUGCUGGGAAAAAAUUAGGUCCAUUGUAAUAAACUUGACCUCUGUAAAUCCAAAUUUCUUCUUGUCUUUUUUACACUCUCUUUUGCCAUUUUUGGGAGAGUUAUUUUUUAUCUCUGCUCCAGUGGUCUUUAUCCUCUUACCCUUAAUUUCUGUAGUUCAUGUAAUCUUUCUCUUGUCCUCACAAAAGGUCUUUAGGGGUCUUACAACCUUAAAUGAAUAAAGUAUCAGAACUAAAUAUAUGUUAGCAUUAUACUUGAAGGUUUUGGUACAUAGUAUCAAUUACUACACUUACACUUCUUAGAAACAUGCUGGUUCAAGCCCCAGCCCCCCAAAAAUUACCACACUUAUGCUUUAAACUCCAUUCUGUUAAUUUAAUCUGUAGCUUCCUGAAAAAAUUAAUUUCAUACCUCAACUUAGCCUACUUUCUCAGAUUCUUUAAUUCAUUGAACCCAGGCCACUUCUUUUGGACCGCAGUAUGGCUUCUACUAGUCAUCUUCUUUGGAACUUCAGUUAUUUCUCCAAUGUGUACAGUAGUCUUACUUAUGUCUCUCUUAGCUUAAACUUCAGGGUUUUAAUUAUUCACAACAUUAAGUGUUACUGAUUACAUGGCUAGUGCUGGUUCUCCUCUUUUGUUGACAAUUUUCUAUUUUAUCAUCAACAAGUCUCUCUAUUUUAUACUUUAUUAUCUCUGACAAGCCUCAGACAAUUUUGGGAUGAGAGUAUUUGCAGCUAUUCAGCACUGUUUUUUCAUUGGUCUUGACCAAUCUUGUGGGCAUAAAUUAAAAUAAGUAUCGUGUUUUUAUGAAAAAAAUAAUUUUAAAAUUGUGUUUUUUCAUCAAAGACUAAUCUGCUUGUUAAAUGGCAAAUUCAACAUAUGUGUAUAAAGAGCUCUGCUCUGACUUUUAUUGGUGUCCCAGCAAUAAGAAUUUUAUAAUGUUGCAUGUAAUUUCAAUAUAGUCUAUGUAUAUCAUAGUACGUAGUAUUGUACGUACCAGUCAUUUUUCUUUAUUCCCUGUAUACCUUACAUUUUAAAUAUAAUUCCAUUUAAAAAUAUAUGAAAUGCAGUAUUUUACUGUAGACAUGAAUGUCACAAAUAUUUCUAUUAGGAAAGCACAAAAUCCCUCCUUGAAGAAGAUUAACUGUUGUGGAUAAUGUAGUGUCAGAAAACUGAAAUGACUUUGCCAUGCAGUACCAUAUACAUAUAGGAAAUAGUUAGUGCAAAUUCCCAUUCACAGAAAAACCUCAAGUGAUUUAUCCUCAAUAAAUGAAAACUGUAUAUUCAAUGAAAUAUUGAACAGUUAAAUGUGUCACCUAACCCACUAGUUCCGACUUUCAUGGCACCUCAUACCCUUUGACCAGGUUUCUUGUUCUUCACAGCUUACUCCACAAAUACAGUAUAUAUGUAGUUGUAUCGGUGGGUAAACUAUCUUUUGGGAUAGAUUCAGAGCAAAUAUAGCUACAAUUGUUAUUUUUAUUAUGUGUUGAGUUUACACUUUUUACAUACAGUAUCUAUCUCCCUAAAUCUAUCCUAUUUUUCUUACACCUCAUUCUAGACAGUGGACUGUUUCUAAUUAUACCAUUAAUACCCCUCAUGUAACCAAGAGUGUUGGAGGUAGUUGUCUGGACUCAUUGAUAGAGAGAAGGGACAGGUAGGGGGAUCUGUAAAAUAACGGAAUAAUAUAUAGAAUAUUAAUUUCUUUGUAAUGAAAGAUUGUAUAGUAUCUGGCAAAUUAGAAGUUGUGAAAAGUAACAUUGUUUAUGAUUUAUUAAGGUCAUAGCUUGUACAGUUUGGGCUGGUCAGAUCAAAUAUACUUCACCAACCCCAUCCUCUUAGCAUAGAAGCAGAUGCCUAUCAAUUCUAUGCAAUGAAGAAAGAACUGUGCAUGUAGAUUAUGCUAGUAUAAUCCUUUCCCUCUAUACUGGAUUCAUUUCCCUAAGGUUCUCCGAAUUUCUCAUCACAUGUAUCUUUUUUAAUUGAUCCAUUUUGAGGGUGGACCAAAAAAAUGGCAAGAGUGGUCACCCUAACUCAAAACAAUACAUAAGAUAGGCCCAAUGAUGAUAGCAAUUUAUUUUUUGUGCGCUAUAUGUGAAAGAACAAUAGAUCAAAUUGGAAUCAUGGAGUAUGACAGAUGCAAGAAAUUGGUCUGGUCAUUGAGUCAACAUUAAAUGAGCAUAGGAAAAAUUACAUAAAACAAAUAAGUAUUAAAGCAAUAAAAAUGUCAGAAUAAUGAAAAUUUGAUUCUUGUUACAGUACAUGAAAUUGUGAAAAUCCUAGGUUUAAUUGUCUCAAAUAGACUAUUCUUUGCUAACUGAUAUCUGUCAAAUACGUACUCCUUUUUUUAAAUUCUUUAAUUCCAUUAAGAUUUAAUUUCUCUGAAAUUAGGUGAAACUAGUAUCUAUACUCCUUUUGAUAGUUGUUGGCUAUAACACUUUUCAUCGUAGUUAGCUAAUAGGUCUUUUAUCUAAUUCAAAUCUUUCUGCAUGAACUGUCUCUACUUCAUUUCUGGCUUCUCUUGCAUACAGGUGACAAGUACUUUUAACUUGGGAAUAAACUAUCCUUAACACAAAGUCUAAAGUGUGUGGCAAACAUCUCUUAGAACCAGUCUCAACAAAAUCUUUUGGCCUCUUCUAUAAUUGUGAACGUUUGCCAGUUUUCAGUAAUAAUCAUAAUAAAAUUGUCAUUAAAAUGGGUUCCUUUAUAGAGGUACACUCUGCUGCAUAUGAAAUAAUAAAUAAGUGCUUGUCAGGAGCACAAAAUCAGAAAUAGUGGGAAAGGUGAAAAGCUAGAAAGGAGGAGGGUUAAUUGUUAUAUUUAAGAACAGCCUAUAGAAUUGAGAAAGUUAGUACAAAAAACAUGUUUCAAUUAAAUGUAAAUGGAGAAAUAUACUGUGUAUUAAAAAGGUAAGAUUAUGGCA
Messenger RNA from Macrobrachium nipponense, 6060 nucleotides. Its product is annotated as procollagen-lysine,2-oxoglutarate 5-dioxygenase 1-like. Bases 111 to 2300 code for a protein of 729 amino acids. Gene Ontology annotation, biological process: peptidyl-lysine hydroxylation. Gene Ontology annotation, molecular function: procollagen-lysine 5-dioxygenase activity; iron ion binding; L-ascorbic acid binding. NCBI's taxonomy places the organism in Eukaryota, Metazoa, Arthropoda, Malacostraca, Decapoda, Palaemonidae. The transcript has 16 exons. Gene Ontology annotation, cellular component: endoplasmic reticulum. The record is from RefSeq and is a predicted model, not a curated record.